This is a messenger RNA of Indicator indicator, 915 nucleotides long. It is a transcript of the gene MECR, whose product is annotated as mitochondrial trans-2-enoyl-CoA reductase. Gene Ontology annotation, biological process: fatty acid metabolic process. Gene Ontology annotation, cellular component: mitochondrion. The record is from RefSeq and is a predicted model, not a curated record. The coding region runs from base 16 to 915 and encodes 299 amino acids. The transcript has 9 exons. Gene Ontology annotation, molecular function: trans-2-enoyl-CoA reductase (NADPH) activity. NCBI's taxonomy places the organism in Eukaryota, Metazoa, Chordata, Aves, Piciformes, Indicatoridae.
GAUGUCCAUGUCAAGAUGUUGGCAGCCCCCAUCAAUCCUGCUGACAUCAAUAUGAUCCAAGGGACCUAUGCCACCCUGUCCCCACUGCCAGCAGUAGGAGGGAAUGAAGGUGUUGGGGAAGUGCUGGAGGUUGGGCGUCGUGUGGCAGCGCUGAAACCUGGGGACUGGGUCAUCCCAGCUACCAAUGCACUUGGGACAUGGAGGACACAGGGAGUGUUUCCAGAGGAGACACUGCUGAAGGUGCCCAGCGACAUCCCGAUGCUGUGCGCUGCCACGCUGAGCGUCAACCCCUGCACGGCGUUCCGCAUGCUGGCUGACUUUGAGACCCUGGCACCAGGUGACUCCAUCAUCCAGAACGCUGCCAACAGCGGCGUGGGCCAGGCUGUUAUCCAGAUUGCCAAAGCCUCCGGCAUCAAGACCAUCAAUGUGGUGAGGGACAGACCUGACCUCCCAAAGCUGGUUGAGAGGCUGAUGGCCCUGGGUGCAGACCACGUCAUCACAGAGGAGAUGCUGAGAAAGCCAGAGAUGAAAGAGAUAUUUAAGAGCAUCCCAAAUCCUCGCCUUGCCCUGAACUGCGUUGGAGGCAAAAGCACCACGGAGAUGCUGCGGCAUCUGCAACCCAAAGGGACUAUGGUCACCUAUGGGGGGAUGGCAAAGCAGCCUUUGAUGGUGCCUGUGAGUGCCUUCAUCUUCCGGGAUGUGCGGCUCCGCGGCUUCUGGAUGACACAGUGGAGGAAGGACCAUGCACAGGACCAGGAGAGCCUGGCCACUAUGAUGGACACCUUGUGCCAGCUCAUCCAGAGGGGACAGCUCAUUGCACCAGCCUGCACUGAGGUCCCACUCCAAGAUUACAAGGCAGCACUGGAGAAUGCCAUGAAACCUUUCAUAUCCUCCAAGCAGAUCCUCCUCCUCUGA